AUGCACUUUAUAGUCAUUGAAAAGCUUAGACCGGGACAAACGCCAUUUGGUGUUGGACCAUUUGCUUCCCGUCGUUCAACAGUGAUGGGAACAAAAGGUAUUGCAUCAUCUUCAAAUCCAUUAGCAAGUGCGGCAGGAAUCAAGAUUCUUGAACAAGGAGGAAAUGCGGCAGAUGCAGCAAUUGCAGUUGCAGCAGCUUUGAACGUAACUGAACCAUGUUCUACUGGAAUUGGAGGUGAUGCAUUUUGCUUGUUUUGGAAUGCAAAAGAUAAAACUGUUAAAGGUUUGAACGGUUCGGGUAGAUCACCUGGAAAGCUAACUUUGGAAAGCUUGAAAAAGCAAGGCCUGAAACAAAUCCCGCUCACAAGUGUACAUUCAGUUACCGUACCUGGAACGGCAGCAAGUUGGGUUGAUACUCGUGAGAGGUUUGGAUCGGGUAAAUUAACAUUGAGUCAAAUUUUAGCACCUGCGAUUUCCUUGGCAGAAGAUGGUUUCCCGGUUCAUGAAUUCACAGGACAAGCUUGGACAGGAUCAGAAGAAAAGCUUAAAACGUCUUCGCCCAAUGGUGGUGAAAUGCUCUUGCCAAACGGAAAAGCACCAAAAGCAGGAGAUAUCAUGCGUUUACCCAAUCUGGCCAAAACUUUCCGUACGUUAGCAGAAGGAGGCAAAGAAGCUUUUUAUCGUGGUAGAAUUGCAGAAGCAAUUGUGGAAGUAUGCAAAUCUUUGGGCGGUUGUAUGAAAUUGGAUGACCUUGAACAUCAUUUAAGCGUUGGUACGGAGCCUAUUGAACCGAUCUCUUACGAAUAUGGAGCAUCAAAAGAAGGCGCAGGUGAUGCUGUAACACUUCAUGAAUGCCCUCCUAAUGGACAAGGAUUAGUUGCUUUGAUCGCAUUGGGCAUCCUUGAUGCUCUUCAAAGGGAUGGCAAAGUUCCCGAUUUGACAAAGCUGGAACAUAAUUCGCCAGAAUACCUUCAUGCUCUCAUCGAAGCAUUACGAUUCGGAUUUGCAGAUGCUCAUCAAUACAUCGCCGAUCCACAUUACGGUGGUUCCGAUCGUGUGAAAGGGUUAUUGAGUCGCUCUUAUCUGGAUGAAAGGGCAAAAUUAUACAACCCAUCAAAACAAGUUGAAAUCGAGCAUGGAAAUCCUCCUUAUUCAAGUGACACAGUGUACAUGACAUGUUCUGAUUCAGAAGGAAACGCAUGUUCAUUCAUUCAGUCAAAUUAUGCCGGUUUUGGAUCUUGCAUCAUUCCAAAAGGAUGUGGUUUCACUUUGGCAAAUCGUUGUUGUACAUUUAGGUUCGAAGAGAAUUAUCCAAACAGCGUUGGACCACGCAAGAGACCUUACAAUACCAUCAUUCCCGCCAUGGCAACCAAACGUGGACAAGAUGGUAAACCAGAACUAUUCCUUUCUUAUGGUGUGAUGGGAGGAUUUAUGCAACCACAAGGACAUGUUCAAGUUUUGUUGAACCUCCUACGUGGUUACACACCUCAAGCCGCAAUUGAUGCUCCUAGAUUUUGCAUUGGAGCAGGUACACCUGAUCAAGGCGCAAUGGAUUCAACCGUUUAUAUGGAAAACGGAAUUGAUGAAAAGACGAUUGAAGAAUUAAACAAGAAAGGUCAUCUUGCCAAACCUGCAAAGACAUGGAACGAACGUGUUGUCUUUGGACGUGGUCAAAUUAUUGCUCGCAUCAAAACUGACGUUCACCAUUCCACCGAUAAAGGAUGGGCUUGGGCUGCAGGAUCCGAUCCAAGAGCUGAUGGUUGCGCUAUUGCACAAAUUUGA
Messenger RNA from Meira miltonrushii, 1782 nucleotides. RefSeq names its product gamma-glutamyltranspeptidase. The transcript has 2 exons. NCBI's taxonomy places the organism in Eukaryota, Fungi, Basidiomycota, Exobasidiomycetes, Exobasidiales, Brachybasidiaceae. The record is from RefSeq and is a predicted model, not a curated record. The coding region runs from base 1 to 1782 and encodes 593 amino acids.